AUGGUAAAAGAACAUGAGGGACAGUGUGCUACAUACCCACCAGGAAUAACAGCCCAGCAGAUGGAUUCAAAUACAAAACAGUUUGCCUUGGGCAUAUCACCCAUGCAUGCAAGGACUGAGCCUGAAUCCAAAGCAGAUAAACAGGCACAUCCAAAUGAUCCAGCACUCUAUGUCACAGCAAAGGGGAAAUAUGAGCCCAUUCUUGCAAAACGGGCAAUCAGAGGUGCACAUGAUGGCCAGUCUGAGUUCAACACAUCAUCGGUACAAGAACCUCACACAGGCCCAAAGUUGUCUUUAAUUGCAGCAGGACUGUGCUGCAGUGAGGGGGAACUCACUUCCCUUCAAUGCAGUGAGGAUGAGGCAAUCCUCAGCCGGGAUUCAGAAUGCAGCCCUGCUGCCCCCAAGCUGGACCCAGAGGGCGCCAUCCUGACUCAUUCCCACCCGACAGAGGCAGCCAUGUUGCUGCCUGCUUCCCCACAGUGCAGUAAAUCAGCAUCCAUACAGCAGAGGCUUGAUAGUGUGGAGGCCAGUCUGGCAGCCAACAAGGACAGGAUCACUACCUUGUUGCACAUCAUCCAUGACCUGGAGGCCAGCCACAGCACUGCCAAUGGAAGGCGAUGCUUCAAGACAGGACAGGAUCUAAAAAACUGUUCAACUUGCCAAAAGACUGCCUGUAUUGUCUACAGUGUGGAGUACGACUUCAGACAGCAGGAAAGGUGCUUCUUGGAGGUUGUAAAUCAUCAUUCAGCGAGAGGAAAUAAGGCGUACCACGAUCACCAGAAUGCUACCCUAAAGUUCAGUUUGCUCAAAAAAGCCAUGAAGAAUGUGAGAAAGUCCAAGAAGAAAAGUAAAAAGCUCUACAAGAUUCUCUUGAAGUGGCUGCCUAAAAAACUCCAGCAUGUUUAGAAUUGUUUACAGUACUAAGAUGUUGCAGUGAUGUAGAAGGAUUUCAACUUUUACCUGGAUUUCGCAAUUCAAGUUUUUUCUAAACUGCACUUUCUGGGGGAUUCUGCCCAUCAUCCACAAUCCUUAUGUGAGACAAUAACACACAUACUGUAUCUUUCUCUUUUCUGUGAAUUCUAAAUAGUGAAAAACUGCAACAGUAAGGCAGCCUAUAAUGCCCUCUAAAAAAUGCACAUGCACUAAAUAGUAUAUAUGUAAUGUAGUAACAGGAUCAAUCAUUAUAUCAUGUAAUAUUUACAGUAUUUUGGUCAUCUUAAGCGUUACUGGAACUUAUUUCCUUGGUGGAUUGAUAUGACAGCGCGCAUUGCAACAAAAUUCAGAAUAACUCUCAUUCCUCUGAUAAAAAAAUUGCUUCCGAGCGAUGUUGUGGUUAUAUAAUGCUGCGUUCCAUUUGUUGAGAGCCAUAUAAGAUCAAGAUGGUAGCAUGUGGAUUUUCAAAGUUGACCAACUUCCCGGCUUGGUACCACAACCGUCUACUAUACAGGUGAGAUGCAUGAUUUAUGAUCUAGCAUUAGCUUUUAUUAACUCAAAGGCAACAUUUUUAUUUCAUAGUGGGUCGCAAACAAUGUUAUAGCUUGGUUAUAUGUAGGUCAGAGCAUGUAAAUUGAGCGUUGUAAAGCGUUAGAUAAAUCUUAAUUACUAGUGAGCCACCUAACCUUGUUCUAGCGCAGGGGUAGGGAACCUAUGGCUCUAGAGCCAGAUGUGGCUCUUUUAAUGACUGCAUCUGGCUCUCAGAUAAAUCUUAGCUGACAUUGCUUAACACGAUAAGUAAUGAAUAAUUCAGCUGGUAAUCACAGUGUUAAAAAUAACAUUCAAAAUAUAAAACAUUCUCAUGCAUUUUAAUCCAUCCAUCCGUUUUCUACCACACCUGUUCAAGAAGUCGCAUUAAUAGUAAGAAGUAUUUUAUUUAUUAUUGGUUAGCUUCAGAAUAACAAUGUUAUUAAAAACAAUAAGAGACUUAUUAUACUCUAAAAAUGUUGGUCUUACUUAAAAAUGCACGCAUCUAGUUGUAUUCGGUGUUAAAAAAUAUUAUAUGGCUCUCACGGAAAUACAUUUUAAAAUACUUGGCUUUCAUGGCUCUCUCAGCCAAAAAGGUUCCCGACCCCUGUUCUAGCGGCUUUACUUUUUAAAACUCACAAACAGGAAAAAUGUUUUUGUCUCACAUAUUGUGGAUUGUGGAUGAUGGGCAACAUUCCAAAAACAUGCAGUUUUCCUUUAAGAGGUUGUUGUUGUUGUUUAAGUUCAUUUCGAACAUGUAUACAGUUUCAAUAUGAUACAUCACAUAUUUACAUUUUCUCAUCACAACAUGUCCAAAAAGGAGCAGAUAUAGGAGUAGGUCAGUUGGAUAUUUAUUUUUACUCAAAUGGUAAAAAUAUAGCAUUUUUAGCACAUAGAGUACUAUAUUUGUGGAGUGGCCGUAAGAAGCAAAAAAAUCCAAAUAAACCAGUUAGUCCUAGUAAUAACAGUAAUUCCCAUUAAAUUAUUCAUUUGGACCCCCACCAAUAAACGUGAAGCUACCUAUGUCCUCACUCAUGAACACAUUAUAAUGGCACUGUCUGUGAAUACAGAUUGUCGUUACGACAACGUACAGUAGAUGGCAUUAAUACCUCAUACGCACCUGAAGCCUCAUCAUUAAGAGUUGCAUGGAUUUCCUACUAAUAAUAGACAUACGUUCAAAUCCAGAAAAAAACACAAAUCCAAGAACAUUUCUUUGUUACAUCACAAUCAACGUGGAAUUGAUCCCAGAUGUCUGCUUGGUUGGGCACGCCCAGACCACACCUCCUUAUAAAUAUGCAAAUUGUAUUGAAAUAAGCCAGGAUUCAGAGGGUAGGAGGUGCUUCUUUGUCUGUGUUUUAAGCAUUUAAAAAGAGGGUUGAGAAUGUGAGAAUGCUGUGCGCUUCAAAAUCUGCACCCAGGCUAAAAUAAAUAAUUAAUGGUCGAGCACCAGGAAGAAGGUGAAGAAGAAGAUGGGUGUGCAUGGCCAAAACAGACGGACCAAAAAAUAAAGUUGUGCUGCACCCUGUUUGAAAUGACAGUCGCUGCAAUGAUACGUAAAACUUUAGAUGAGGUCGGUGACUCUAUAUUACCCCCAAUAUAAAUAUGACAUGUGUAACUUGCAACAAAAUGUGUUCCUACAGUCAAAUUAGUUUUAUGUGAGUUUUAAGUCAUAUUUGGUUUGCAAUCAUUUAAAUUAAAACAUGCCAGCACAUCAAAAAGGAUUCAAAAGACAUUGACUCUUGUUUCUUUACUCAAUAUGUUAUUACAACACAGGAGAGCUUCUUGCUGUAGCAGUCGUACGUGACACAAAGGCGGGUAAUUCCUCCAUGCUGCAACCACCGGCCGCUACUGUCCGCUCGACUGGCCAAGCACAUGUGCUGGAGUCACAGAAACACAUCGUGGCAGCAAUAGGUGGCAAAAGUAUUGUCUAGAUCAGACCUGGGCAUUCUGCGGCCCGCGGGCCGCAUCCGGCCCUUUGUACGUCCCUGUCCGGCCCGCGUGAGGCCAAUUAUAAAUUACAAAAUACAUUUUAAAAAGCAUCUAUUUCGAGUGUGCAAUACAACAGUGCUGCUUUUGUUUUGAAAAGCGUUAUUUGUAUUACUUCCGUGUGGACGUAUGCUCGUGCGUGCAGCGACAAUCACAAAUACAAAAUAAAUUAAAAAAAACAACUUUGUCGUGCGCCCUGCGAUGAGGUGGCGACUUGUCCAGGGUGUACCCCGCCUUCCGCCCGAUUGUAGCUGAGAUAGGCUCCAGCGCCCCCCGCGACCCCAAAGGGAAUAAGCGGUAGAAAAUGGAUGGAUGGAUGGAUCUUUGUCGUGCGUGCAAUACAACUGUGCUGCUUUUAUUUUGAAAAGUGUUAUAUGUGCGUAUGUCCUGUGAGGGAAGGCGCACAGCGGUUAUCCCCGAGACGCUAAAAACAGAAAAGUUGAU
This is a messenger RNA of Entelurus aequoreus (snake pipefish), 3891 nucleotides long. RefSeq lists its product as uncharacterized. Gene Ontology annotation, biological process: inhibitory postsynaptic potential. Bases 1 to 906 code for a protein of 301 amino acids. The record is from RefSeq and is a predicted model, not a curated record. Gene Ontology annotation, cellular component: postsynaptic density. Lineage: Eukaryota; Metazoa; Chordata; Actinopteri; Syngnathiformes; Syngnathidae. The transcript has 3 exons.